GUAAUACUAGUAGUAGUGUAGUAUUAUAUAUAUGGUUUUUUCCCUUUCCCAACCCAAUUCCAAAUACCAACUUAAAAGUUGCCAUGUCGGCAAGUGCCCUUGUUUUAACUUAACGUGUUCUGUCAAAUUCGAGAGGUUAUUUCCUUAAAAAGAUAAUUUUGGUUCCUAAAAGGUGAUGCAAUCAGAUUUUUAUGAAUUAUAAGUUGUAGUUUUACCUGACGACACGUUAGUCAUCAAGAAACCUUGAAAGUGGUUACAUGUAUCGUGGGGAAAAACCGAUUCCAGAUUUUAUAACCUAGCGAUUUUUAAAAACUCGAGCUAUCGAUUUAAAAAAAUGUCUAAACGGCAGCAGCCGCGUUGGUCACCUCCUGAGGCUACGCAGAAAUUCGUAUUAAGGGUUUACAACAGUUUAACAAGACAGAAGGAAGAAUUUGUGCCCAUAUCAGGAAAGAGAGUAACAUGGUACAGCUGCGGCCCAACAGUGUACGAUGCUUCCCACAUGGGGCAUGCAAGGUCGUACAUUACCUUUGAUAUUUUACGUAGAAUACUCUCUGACUAUUUUGGUUAUGAUGUAUUUUAUGCCAUGAACAUUACCGACAUAGAUGACAAAAUUAUUAAAAGAGCCAGGCAAAAUUAUUUGUUCGAGAAAUAUGCUUCAGAAAAACAUUCCCUACAAGAAGUUAUUACUGAUGCAAAACAGGUGUUAGAAAAUUUGUCCAAGAAAACGAAAACAACUGUAGACCCGGACAAAAAGCAAAUGUUCGACAAAUUAUUGGUGAGAUUAACGGAGGCAGUCGAGCAGUUGGAAGAUGCGGUUAAAAGUGGCGAUGCCUCUAAAAUUGAGGAAUGCCAGAAGAAAUACAUCAGGGAAUGCAAAGACCCUUUGUCCGAUUGGUUAGAUACAAAGUACGGAUGCACCGUUAAGGAUAAUGCCAUUUUCAGUACAUUGCCGCGACAUUGGGAAGAAGAAUUUCAUAAAGAUAUGGAUGCUUUGAAUGUGCUUAGGCCGAACGUGCUUACUAGAGUGAGUGAGUACAUACCAGAAAUUAUUUCGUACAUUGAAACGAUUAUUGAAAACGGGUUUGGUUAUGAAGCGAAUGGGUCAGUAUAUUUCGACGUUGCUGCGUUUGACAAAAAGGAAAAGCAUCACUACGCCAAACUGGUGCCAGAGGCGUAUGGGGACACCAACAGCUUACAAGAAGGAGAGGGAGACUUAACGACAGCGGAUCAGCAAAGCGAGAAACGAUCGCCCAACGAUUUUGCGCUAUGGAAAAACAGCAAACCCGGCGAACCGGCUUGGGAUUCUCCCUGGGGUCUCGGAAGACCCGGAUGGCACAUCGAGUGUUCCGCGAUGGCUUCCAACAUUUUCGGACCCGACCUCGACAUCCACACGGGAGGAGUAGACUUGAAAUUUCCCCACCAUGACAAUGAAAUCGCCCAAAGCGAGGCCCACUUUUGCAAUCCCGAUUGGGUAAAAUAUUUCUUACAUUCGGGACAUUUGACCAUAGCUGGCUGCAAAAUGUCCAAGUCUCUAAAAAAUUUCGUUAGCAUUCAAGACGCUUUAUCUAAAUACACUGCUAGACAAUUAAGAUUUGCUUUUCUCUUGCACUCUUGGAGGGACACCCUCGAUUAUAGUCAGAAUACAAUGGAGUGCGCGUUACAGUAUGAAAAAAUCUUUAACGAAUUCUUCUUAAACGUUAAAUGUGCUACCAACAACUUUUGCUUGGAGAAGACGACAUUCUCGACGUUUUCAAAGUGGGAGAACCAGGAAAAGUCUCUAAACACCAAAUUCUUACAAGCUAAAGAUGGUGUCCACACAGCCCUAUGCGAUAAUAUCGACACAAGGAACGCAUUAGAUGCUCUCAGGGAACUCGUUACAAGCAGCAACGUCUAUUUAAGGGAACGGAAACCCCCGAAUAAACUUCUGUUGCACGAUAUAGCCAGCUAUAUCACGAAAAUGUUAAAAAUUUUUGGUACCAUCCACAAACAGGACAUAAUCGGGUUCCCGGUUUCCAAGGAAUCGUCAAACAAUGUCGAAUGUGUGAUAACUCCUUAUUUAAGGAUAAUAGCCGACUUUAGGGACAACAUUAGGUCACAGGCUAAAACUCUGAAAGCGACUGAUAUACUCAAAGAGUGUGAUAGACUAAGGGACGACGUUUUACCUAACGUCGGCGUUAGGCUGGAGGACCGGGAAGGCGAGGCGAGUGCCGUAAAGUUGGUUGAUAGGGACAUGUUACUGAAAGAAAGGGAAGCGAAGAGGAAGGCUGAAUUGGAGAAGGCCGCCGAAAGGGAAAGGAAGAGGGCGGAGCUGGCCGCUGCCCAAGCGAAUAAAGAGGCGUUGAGGAAAAUUCCACCUACGGAAUUGUUUAAAUCGGAGGUUGAUAAAUAUUCCAAAUUUGACGAAAACGGCAUUCCGACCCAUGACAUAGAGGGAAAAGAGAUCAGUAAAGGUCAACUGAAAAAACUGCAGAAACUCUAUCAGGCCCAAGAGAAAAAGUAUAAAGAGUAUCUGGCCUCUCAGGUGCUGUGAUGAACGUGGAUGUGUUUAAAAAAAUUUAAUUUAUACUGAUAUUUAUACUUCUCAUUUUCCUAUUUAUAAGGUCUUUUUUCUGUUACCCAGUAUUCUAUUUAUUUUACCAUUAAAUCAAAUGUAGCUGAUUCUAUA
Messenger RNA from Anoplophora glabripennis (Asian longhorned beetle), 2665 nucleotides. It is a transcript of the gene CysRS, whose product is annotated as cysteine--tRNA ligase, cytoplasmic. The coding region runs from base 335 to 2530 and encodes 731 amino acids. Gene Ontology annotation, biological process: cysteinyl-tRNA aminoacylation. Gene Ontology annotation, cellular component: cytoplasm. Lineage: Eukaryota; Metazoa; Arthropoda; Insecta; Coleoptera; Cerambycidae. Gene Ontology annotation, molecular function: cysteine-tRNA ligase activity; ATP binding. The record is from RefSeq and is a predicted model, not a curated record. The transcript is spliced from 12 exons.